Molecule: messenger RNA, 3324 nt
Organism: Drosophila sechellia
Lineage: Eukaryota; Metazoa; Arthropoda; Insecta; Diptera; Drosophilidae
Exons: 4
Coding region: 90-3209 (1039 amino acids)
Source: RefSeq, a predicted model, not a curated record
UCUUCUAACAAAAACCCUAGGAACACAAAAAAAAAUAUACAAAAAGAUAUUAAAGAGGUAAAGAGGUUCAAACACUACAUAAGGUAAAAAUGCCCUCGGCAAAGGAAAAACGAUUGCGCAGGGAAAGAAUACUACAGUUCAUACGAGAAAACAGGGAGCUCAUGCCCAUUAGUUCGACGACAGUACUAAAGCCACCUACGGUUAAAAAGGAGGACACUUUAAAGCAAAAAAAGCGUGUCACAUUUAACCAUGGCAAACAGCGGAGUAUUGGGGAGUCGACCAGAAACAAGGAUAGCGAGCAGAAUAUUGGUCAGGGCCUAACGUCCUGCUUGAUCACCAGGUCCUCGGAUACCCGAUUAGCCAGCGGAGCCAACAACCCAACAGAGAGUACGGCGGAAAAACUCCAUCGAACAGACAGCAAAUGCCAUUUGAAGUCGUCAUGCACAAAAUGCCAGGACUCACGAUUAUCGGCUGGUACCAAUAAUCCAGCGGAGCGAGAUGUUGGCAAAUUACCCCGAACCGACAGCGAGUGCAAGUUCAACGAGCCCGGAAUCUUUUUUCUGCAAAAACCCCAUUCAGAUUUUACCACCCAGGAAGUCAAGCUGAACGCGAAGCCUCUAAGAAAGGAGUUGAAGAACAAGUGCGACUUCUUUCCGAAAUAUGUGGACAAUCGGCCAUUCAAGGAUGAGGCCACACAAACCCUCUAUAGGGAAUCAUCUGCGCAGACUUUGGCCUUUUUACCUGAAAUACUGAACAACCAAAAGUCGGAAAGUCUGGAGCUUUAUACUCUGGCCAAGUUGCUGCCAGGCGACAAGCCACCGGGAUUGCAUGAAGUGGAGUUUCUGGAGCGGGCCCGUAGACGAUGGAAAUUCAGCAAGGCACUGGAGGAUAACUUUAAACAUCUUCUUUGUGAGGCAAGGGAGCUGUCUAUCAAAACGCAGUACAAGGAGGUUCUGGAAGCCUUCGAAUGGGAACAGUGGAUACAGCGCGAAGAGGACAUACAGCAGUGCCAGAUGAUGCGACUGGAGAUCGUGGUCAAGAUGUUUGACAAAAGGGAGAAGGCAAUGCACAACGCCUCCAAGGCUCGAAUUGAAAAAUCCGUACAGCAAAUAGAAAAGCGGCGGCAGGAUGGUCUGCGCAAGAAUGAAAUUGAGUAUCAGCGUGGAAUGCGACGCAACAACAUUCAGUUGGCCAAAACCGCUAGAAAGUGGGAGAAACAGAGUCCCAUGCAGGCUCUUGGAUCACCGUGCUCCGAGUUCUACGGCCCACUGAUAAGGCAUGGUGUUGAUCCAGCCCGAAGAUGCUUCGAAUCCAACACUGGACGCAAAGCAUUCGACAUGAGGAUCGAUGAACUGGAAAAGCGGGUGAACAUGCGCAAUGUGCAGUGCCCCUUCAGCAAGCUGAAGGAGUGGUCCAAGCCCAAGGAGUACGAUAGAGAGUAUGAGCGCAACUUCUGCAAUGAUGGCAAUCUCCAGAGGCUGUACGAGUCCUUGAAGACACUGAGAACGCAGUCAGACAUGCCAAAGGAGCCACCGCAGUGCCUGAAAACACGAUUGCGAAUUGAGCAUCGAACAUCUAGUUCCAGUUCCGAUUCAUAUCGCAACUACAAUUGGCAAGCUCGCAAAUCACGCUAUGUGGAACUUUCCGAGGGAUUGCGUAGCACCAAUACCAUCAAAAAAAUGGCCCCACCAAGGGCUGAGAAGGUAGUGAGGGGCUCUGUCAUUAGGCGCGAGUGUUUGGAGACACUCAUAUGCUCAUACGAAGGCAGUUAUGUUGGCACAAUCAUGCAGUUCCUGGCGGAUGAAAUGCAACGAUUGAAGGAGCAACGCAAGCUGCACUUCUUCUGCAUUCUGGCCCAAAAGGAGCGCUGGCGCCGUGAGGCAGCGGAAGCGGGAUUGAGGCAGAAGGAGAACUGCAUGAGGAUGCUCUACGAGGAGAUGUUCCAGUUUACGAAUUCAGUACACAGUGAGAUUGCUGAGAAAUAUGCCGACACCAUAUUGACCACCGAUGUGGGCAACAUGGUGGAGGAGGAGACGGCCGAAACUAUUACAGAGCUGGCUAAGCAAAUUGAUGCGGACAUAGGGCGGUGGCUGGAGUCCUUCAAACUGAUCCAGAAUCCACUCAAUUUCACCCCACUGCGCCUCAUGCUGCAGGACAUGGUCUCGCCGGAUAUGGGCGCUACGCUACGGCGCUACGAGACAUCCCUGAUUGUCCAGUACAUUGUAGAGGACGUGAUCUUCUACAAUAUGUGGCAGGAACUCGAGCCAUUCGAUAUUGCCAGCACUUUGACCAGUGAUCUGAUCGAUCGCCUUAUAGACAACGAUCUGUUUUUGUUCUCAUCGGACAGCGAAAGCGAGUCUGGACAUGGAGCCUCCUGGACAGAGUCCCAUGCCAUCAUACGAAAGCUCAUUCGCCAAGCCGUUCCGGGUAGACGCUGGAAGGAGGAAAACGAGAGGAUUGUCAGCGAAACCUUUAGCAGCCUCUUCGACGAGGUGUUUGCCAAUAUCCUGUUUGGCAUCGAAAAUCCAGAACCAGUUCGGGGCACGGAUCUUCUGCACCUUUGUGCAAGUAAAUCGUUUGCCUUCUUCGCUCACGAGAUUCCAAGUAGAGUGCCUGUGGAAAGGUUGGAGUCGUCUCAAUCGGAGUCAUUGGAGAAUGCUAAUAUUCUACGAAUGCAAUUCCUAUCUCUCAUUAAAAAAAUUAAAGAGGAUAAGAUAACCAAGAAGUUGGAGAGAACUGGGGAGAAAGUGAAGAUGUCUGCAAAUGAAUACGAAUUAUUUGACGACUAUAUCAAAAACGAAGUGCUCCAAAACGCGGAAUUCCUAAACAGUGCAUCUCCGGAGCCAGAGCCUGAAUUAUAUUCCAUCAUAAGUACUGUUGAUAUUGCCGAGUACGACCAUAAUCUAAAAGAUCUGCGGGGUUCUUCGAUAAUCCACCGUACGCCUUUAGCAGAAGAGGAGGCCUUUGAAAGUAGAGACGAAGAAGUUAGAUCGGACAAUUUGGAACAGGAAAAAGAACCCAUUGACGUGGACCAGGAAAAAGUUGAGGAGGCAGAACCAGAACACGAGAAUGUAUCUGAAAAAUACGCAGGGGAGUCUGAUGGCCUAGAACCCAUAAUUGGCGAGGAAUUUGAGGAAGAGCAUACCGAUGUGGGAGAAGAGGUCGUGGUCUACUCUACCAAAGAGUCGCAGGUCUUUAAAUUCAGAUAAAUUUUCAAAUUCCAUCUUUCAAUUUCCUGGGCAACGGAGCUUUUCGUUACUUUCAUACAUACAAAAAAAAAUUAUUAUUGAAAAUAAUACGAAAUAAUAAUAGUGGUAAAAUAUA